Messenger RNA from Phyllopteryx taeniolatus (common seadragon), 3510 nucleotides. RefSeq lists its product as uncharacterized. The transcript is spliced from 10 exons. Gene Ontology annotation, biological process: binding of sperm to zona pellucida; prevention of polyspermy. The record is from RefSeq and is a predicted model, not a curated record. Gene Ontology annotation, cellular component: egg coat. NCBI's taxonomy places the organism in Eukaryota, Metazoa, Chordata, Actinopteri, Syngnathiformes, Syngnathidae. Bases 122 to 3160 code for a protein of 1012 amino acids. Gene Ontology annotation, molecular function: structural constituent of egg coat; acrosin binding.
UCACGUGGUCAAUUAAGGGCCAAUUAGUGAACAGGUGUGCUGCCAAGAGGCCUUAAAAGCUUUUUUGCAGAGGCGCUUCAUCCCCAGCGUUUUGACGCAGAGAAACAAACUGAACUUGGCAAUGCAUUUGAAAGCCAAACGAUAUCACAUCGUGGUCUUCCUACUUUCCACCAUCUUAACAAUAACGCUACCCUAUGCAAUCUGCAAACCUAUGUCUCAUUAUUCGCACCUCAGUUUAAAUCUGACCUCUCUUCAACACAAGGAUAACAGUGAAAUGGCAAAAAGUCACAACAAUAAUUUCAGCCCAGAAGACGCAAAGAGACAUCUAUUACUUUCGAGCAGGCAAGUAAAAGACUCGACUACAAUAUCUACAAUGGUCACAGACAACUUUCAGAACAAUGGCAGAACAUGGAGUCAAACUUUUAACCAAGAGACCGACCAGAAGCCCAAACACAACAUGGCGUCUUCUUCUGAAACUGCCCAAACCUUUGAUAAACCCUGUGACGAGGCAAAGAAAAUGGGAAGGGAGGAGACUAGUGUUUCUGUGAAGCUUACAAAUGAGGACUGCAGCUCAGGUCAAAUCCAACAUGUGGUCUAUGGAAAGUUUUUCAUCAGUGGGCAACUUGAAGCAAACAUUCCUCAUUUGGACCGCCAGUCUCAUUCAGAUGUCGCAGUCCACCCACAAGGAAAAGGUAAAGCGAGGAUGCCAGGUGAGCAGCUGGGCAGCUCCGAGGAGACCUGGCAGAAGCUGCAGCCUGAGGUGCAUUGUGCAGACGACGCCAUGACCCUCACUGUCAGGAGGCGACGAGCUGUACAGCUCCUGCUGGACCGAGAGAAUGACUCAUCCAUUCGCCUCUCCCAGCUGCCCCCUCGGUGUGGCUACUCUGUGGAGACCACAUGGAGAGACCUCAGCUUGAUAGCUCAGUACAGUGCCUGUCAUGUCACACAACAGGGAGACAGUUAUGUGUUACCUCUGCUAUGGAGGGGGACUCCAGUCAAGAUGUCAUGCCCGGUCUCUCCCAUCAAGCCGGGCAUGAGCCCUUCUUCACUCUGUUGCUCCCUUCAUGGCAUGAAUGUCAGACUUCCAGCUACACAAGAAGUGAGUGUUAAAGUUCGAGAAGAAUGGACCCCAGUGUUAUCACUGGCUCAGCAGUGUGGCUACACGUUGGACAGACAAGAUACAGAUAUGUUAAUUGCUGCUCCAUUCAUUACAUGUGGCAUCACUGUAAAGAAUGGCAAACACACACUUCAUCUUCAAAUUGGAGACAGUAACUUUACUUUGGCCUGUCCCAUGUCUCCCUCCCAAGAGCCCCCUUUAACUCCUCAGCCUCUGAUGGGCAGCUCUCAUUUACCUAGUAAGCCAUCAAGAACUGUAUCAAAAACUGUGGAUUCUCAUCCAUGGGCUCCACCUUUUUUCCUUGCACCCCCUUACUACCCCCAUCCAACUUACCGACACAGGAAUCCUACUCCCCAAGAGGCAUAUACUUCUUCUACGGACACAUCUUCAACUCCUGAACCUACAAUUGAUACACAGUCUCACCCUCUCGAUGGCUCCCAGCAGGCGGAUCAUGACCACUCUCAUCAGAAUUCUGUGAAGGACUUAUUAAAGUAUUUUGAUGCUCAAAGUCUUCCUGGAUUAACAGAUCCAGAAAUUGUGGAUUUAGAUUUACAAGGCUUGUCUGAGCAGCAUGGUACAGCUGGUUCCCCGGUUCAAGUUCAAACUGCCACUAUUCAACCCCCAAGCCAUGCCUUCAAUUCAUAUUACCACUACUACCAUCACCCCAAAAUCCUUCAAUCUGAUCCACCCGGAGGUUCUGAUCCAGGCCUUGUGGCUCUGGAGGAGCUGUCCCCAAAAUACUAUAACAUGGCGUCUACAGAGUUAUUCCGCGUCAAUCAACAGUCUGAAGCUGAGACAAUGUUCUCUCAAUCACCACACCGCUAUCCAUACCACUACUACGAUUUUCCACAUAGUGCUUGGAAUGACUCAAAUUCAUUGCCUCUUCUCUAUCCACAAAGAGACAUGACGACAAAGUCCUCUGAUAGUCAUGCGAAAAACAUGAGGAGGAGCCAUGUUUCUGCACCUCCUUGGCCUUCUGUCAGUCCAGCACGUGAGUUGGAACCCUCUUUAGGGGAGCCAGGUGAAAUUGAAAAAGAUCCUCUCAAAAAAUCUAACUCUAAAUUGAUCCAAAGUCCUUUGUUUGCUGGUGAUGAAGCACAACUGAAUUAUAUGGAGAGUAAUUCCAUGCCUGAGUCUAAUGCAGGUUUCCUCCCUUCUCAUGACACUCUGGAAUCAGACACUCCUCAUAUGGCUCCUUUUCUUAAGCAAGCUUUCUUAACUACUCACUUGUCUGACCAUCCUUCCCCUCAUGUAUACCCCCACCACCCUCAUCGCUACAAUCAGAUGUAUCCUGUGGCUCCACCUUCCCAGCACCCUCCUAAACAGUCACCAUUUCAACACAUUUCUAUCCCACUAACCACAGAAGAGAUGGAUAAUGUUCAAAAGGUCCAAGCACAUCCUUACCUCCACCACCUCUACUACCCUGUCAAUGUCCACUCUGAAAAAGAAACUGCCUCAUCAGAAUCAUGGCCUCUAUACAUGCAUCCAAAUUUUAUCAGUCAACAACAGCCAUAUGAUUUUUUUGAGCAUGCUGGUGGGGAAGAGGACAAGCUCGAUGAAACGAUCGACAAAUCCUUUGCCAGCUUCCAUCCUGAGGGCCACCUGCCUCUCAGCUACCUGCAAGGAAGACAAGUAUAUUUGGAAGUGAGAUUGCUUGACCCCCAAGAGCCUGACCUCAUGCUGCUGGUUCACUCCUGCGUGGCUUCCACACAACCUUCAUAUCACUCCUACAUUCUUAUCGAUGAUUGCUGCCCCAGCCGAGGAGCUUCACAGCUGCUUCCUUUGCCACACAUCGACCCCCACCACAUCCGGAAGAUCUUAAUCUCUCACUUUCUGUCACUACCCUUACACAUUGCCUCCAUGAACUAUGGCAUGCUGUCUCACCUGGAUGACCCAGAGGUACCUCACCCAGAACACAUCAUACAACUUCCGAUGGACUAUUUUAAACUACAGAGUGAUUUACUUUGUGUGACAGAAGUGUGCUCUGCAGCAGAGCAUGACUGCGUUGUAGGCUGCAUCCGCAGUCCCACUAGUGAUGUGUAAACUUGGAAAUAAAGAACCUGGUACACAACUGCAAACCUUUCUCACUGUCUAUUGCAUUAAGUGCAUAAACCUCUUGGAAGUUACAUGAGUGAAAGACAACAGUAAUAAUGUUAGUUUGUUUAUCCCAACUCCAUUCUAACACAGAGUAGCAUAAGACAAGCAAUGUCUGCUUCAGCAAUUUGGGACUUUAUAAAUAACCAAGAUGUCCUCACCUUUAUCUUGAGAGAACAUAUUAAACAUUGCCAUGUUUGGAGUACAUUAUGCCUAUAUUUUCAAGACAAGCUGUAAAAAUUGGUGUAUAUAUAUAUAUAAAAACCCAAAUGCUAAAUUCAAAAUUGUUUUUGUUCCAA